This is a messenger RNA of Fusarium coffeatum, 3918 nucleotides long. RefSeq lists its product as uncharacterized. Gene Ontology annotation, biological process: glutathione metabolic process. The transcript has 2 exons. NCBI's taxonomy places the organism in Eukaryota, Fungi, Ascomycota, Sordariomycetes, Hypocreales, Nectriaceae. Gene Ontology annotation, molecular function: 5-oxoprolinase (ATP-hydrolyzing) activity. Gene Ontology annotation, cellular component: cytosol. The record is from RefSeq and is a predicted model, not a curated record. The coding region runs from base 1 to 3918 and encodes 1305 amino acids.
AUGUCAUCUCAAGGCAUCCGCAUCGCCAUCGACAGAGGCGGCACCUUCACAGACGCCUGGGCCGAAAUCCCCGGCCGAGACGAACAUCUCGUCUUCAAAAUCCUCUCCGUCUGUCCAGACGAAUACGCCGACGCCCCCACAGAAUGUAUCCGUCAAAUUCUAGAAAAUGCUCUAGAAAAGACAAUACCCAAGGGUUCAUUACUUGACUUAGACCCCAUCGAGUCUAUUCGCAUGGGAACUACAGUCGCUACAAACGCUCUCCUUGAAAGAAAGGGUGAUCGCGUAGCGUUCCUUGCGACGAAGGGCUUUAGGGAUAUUCUUCUUAUCGGAAAUCAGACUAGACCAGACUUGUUUGAUCUUUCGGUUAGAAGGCUUGAGCAACUUUAUGAGACUGUUGUUGAGGUUGAUGAGCGUGUUACUAUUGAGGGUGCUAGUGAGGCGCCUAGCAAUGGGGAGAUUGACGUUGAGUCUGAUGACGCGCUUGUUGUUGGUCAGACGGGCGAGGUUGUUAGGAUCAUGAAGAAGCCUGAUCUUGACGCUGUGCGUGUUGAUCUUGAGAGACUCAAAGAGCAAGGCUUUAAGAAUAUUGCUAUUGGUCUCAUGCACUCUUACACAUACCCCGAGCAUGAACUACAAGUCACGAAACUCGCUGAAGAAAUGGGCUUCAAAGUUUCUGCUUCUUCAGUUCUCCAAUCAAUGGCCAAGUAUGUGCCUCGAAGUCAAUCGGCUGUCGCAGAUGCAUACCUUACACCAAUGACAAUGGCAUACCUUGAUGGCUUCAGAAAGAACUUCAAGGGUCAAUUAGAAGAUGAGAGUGCUAACAAGCUUCUCAUCUGUCAAUCUGACGGUGGUCUCACAAGUUGGUCCAAGUUCACUGGUCUACGAGGUGUUCUCAGUGGUCCUGCAGGAGGUGUCGUCGGUCUGGCGAGGACUUGCUACGAUGAUGCUGACGGCACACCUGUUCUGGGUUUCGACAUGGGCGGUACAAGCACAGAUGUCGCUAGAUACUCUGGUGCAUUGGAGCAUAUCUUCGAAAGCACCAUCGCAGAAGUCACCAUUCAAACUCCCCAACUCGACAUCAACACCGUCGCAGCAGGCGGUGGUUCAAUCCUAGCCUGGGAGAACGGUCUUCUCAAGGUCGGACCAAGCAGCGCUGGCGCAAAUCCCGGUCCUGCAUGUUAUGGUCGCGGAGGUCCCUUGACCGUCACAGACGCCAACUUUCUCCUCGGUCGCAUCAUUCCCGAUUUCUUCCCCCGACGCUUAGAUCGGGAGGUUGUUAGGGAGAAAUUCGCUGCUUUGACGGAGACUGUGAAUAAGGAGAAAGAUGGUGGUGAACCCUUUACACCGGAGACUUUGGCGCUGGGUUUCCUUGCGAUUGCGAAUGCGACUAUGACACGACCUAUUCGAACGUUGAGCGAAGGUCGUGGAUACGGUGCUUCGAGUCACAACCUUGGAUCAUUCGGUGGUGCAGGUGGUCAGCAUGCUGUUUUUAUCGCUCGCGAUUUGGGUAUCAAGCGUGCUAUCAUUCCUUGCUACUCUAGUAUUCUUUCUGCUUAUGGUAUGGCUCUUGCGGAUGUUGUGGUAGAGAACCAAGAACCCUCCGCCAUCACAUUCUCCGAACAAGUCGUUCCCGAGAUCAAGGCCCGCUUGGAGUCCCUGUCUGCUAAGGGCUCUCAAGGUCUUGUAGCCCAGGGCUUCGACGCUGCGUCUACCGAGCACGAGUACUUCCUCAACAUGCGCUACCAAGGAAGCGAUACCUCCCUCAUGAUCUCUGUCUCAGAUAACGUCAGUGACGCAGGCGUCGCUUUCACGCAGCGACACACCCAAGAAUUUGGCUUCUCCCAAUCGAGGAAUAUUCUCAUCGAUGACGUCCGCGUUCGAAGUGUCGGCAAGUCUCGUGUUCUCAACAUCUCCAGUCCCUUCGAGGAACUGAAGAAGUACAAGUCCGACGGUCUUACUCCUGUUCCUACACCUAUCUUCUCCCGCAAGAUCUUCUUCGAGAACCAUGGCUGGACGGAAACUCCUGUUUAUGAACUCAAGUCUAUGAGUCCCGGUGUUCACAUCACUGGUCCUGCUAUGAUCAUCGAUAAGACGCAGACUAUUGUGGUAGACCAUCUUAGCAAGGGUGUUAUUCUGCCUGAGCAUGUCAUUCUUGAAGUUGACAAGGCUGAGAAGCAGAAUGUUGCGACAGAAACUGUUGAUCCUGUUACGCUUAGUGUCUUUGGUCAUCGCUUCAUGACUGUCGCUGAGCAGAUGGGUCACACGAUGGAAAAGACCUCCAUUUCUGUCAACAUCAAGGAACGACUCGAUUACUCCUGCGCCAUCUUCUCCGCUGACGGUGGCCUCGUCGCCAACGCUCCCCACGUACCAAGCCACUUGGGUUCUAUGAGCACAGCAAUCGCCUACCAAGCCCAACGCUACAAGGCUGGUGAAUUGAAGCCCGGCGAUGUAAUCAUCAGCAACCACCCCCAAGCAGGCGGCACCCAUCUUCCCGACAUCACCACCAUCACUCCUGUCUUCGACGAUGAAGAGAAUCCCAAGGAAAUCAUCUUCUUCGUGGCCAACCGCGGUCAUCACGCUGAUAUUGGCGGUAUCGUUCCUGGUUCUAUGCCUCCCAACUCCACAGAGCUGUGGCAAGAAGGCGCGGCUAUUGAAUCGUUCAAGAUGAUCGACCAAGGUGUUUUCGACGAAGCAGGUCUUAUCAAGCAUCUCUACGAUGAACCUGCUUCAUUCCCUGGAUGCAGCGGUACACGAACUCUUACUGAGAAUAUCGCUGAUCUCAAGGCUGCGGUGGCAUCGAACCAGAAGGGUAUUGAGUUGAUCAGAUCGUUGAUCAAGGAGUUUACAUGGCCUGUUGUGCAGCUUUACAUGCAUGCUAUCCAAGAUAAUGCCGCGCAAUCUGUGCGUGAUUUGUUGAAGCAAUUCGCUGCCAAGUAUGAAGGUGGCGUGCUUGAAGCGACGGAGUAUAACGAUGAUGGUAUUCCGUUCAAGUUGAAGGUUACGAUUGACAAGGAGACUGGCGAGGCGGUGUUUGACUUUACGGGGACUGGACCUGAGCAUUCUGGUAAUUUGAAUGCCCCUCCUACUUGUUCAUACUCUGUCAUCAUGUACUGUCUCCGAUCAAUGAUCAGCACCGACAUCCCCCUCAACCAAGGCUGUCUCAAACCAAUCAAGGUCAUCUGCCCAGACAACACCAUCCUCUCUCCCUCACCCACAGCCGCAACCGUAGGCUGCACAACCGAGACUUCCCAAAAGGUCGCCGAUCUUGUCCUCCGCGCCUUCAACGCUGCGGCUGCAUCUCAAGGAACUAUGAACAACCUCAGUUUCGGCUGCGGUGGUACAGAUCCUGUUACUGGCGAAGUCACAAAGGGUUUUGGCUACUAUGAGACUAUUUGUGGAGGAGCAGGUGCUGGAUUGGGUUGGAAUGGCGCGAGUGCUGUGCAUACGCAUAUGACGAACACUCGAAUCACAGAUCCUGAGAUUCUGGAGAAGCGAUAUCCCGUUAUUCUGCACGAAUUCAGCAUCCGUGAGAAUUCGGGCGGUGCAGGAAAAUGGCGCGGAGGAAAUGGGUGCAUACGCGAAAUGGAAUUCCGCAUGCCGCUCCAAGUCUCCGUCCUAACCGACCGCCGCGUAACAGCACCAUACGGACUCGAAGGUGGCGAGGAGGGACAGCGCGGAGUGAAUAUUUGGGUGAGGAAGGAUCCUGUUACCGGAGCUACGAGACAAGUUUCGCUAGGACCAAGAAAGACGUCGCAUUUUGGAGUGGGUGAUCGGGUUAUUAUUAUGACGCCUGGUGGUGGAGGUUAUGGACGUGUUGGGGAUGAGGAUGUUGGUGUUGGUGUUAAGGAGAGGGAUGGGAGGUCAUUUUUGACGAAUGGGAGUUUGGGGGUUAGACAUAGUAUCGCUACUGGGAAUUAG